Molecule: messenger RNA, 1613 nt
Organism: Chrysochloris asiatica (Cape golden mole)
Lineage: Eukaryota; Metazoa; Chordata; Mammalia; Afrosoricida; Chrysochloridae
Gene: HIATL1
Product: hippocampus abundant transcript-like 1
Exons: 11
Coding region: 1-1503 (500 amino acids)
Biological process (GO): transmembrane transport
Cellular component (GO): membrane
Molecular function (GO): transmembrane transporter activity
Source: RefSeq, a predicted model, not a curated record
AUGAUUAGAAAGUGUUGUGCUCUACAAGGCCUUGGUCGACCAAGUGUAUACCAUGCUGCUAUUGUCAUCUUCCUUGAAUUCUUUGCGUGGGGCCUGUUGACAACUCCCAUGUUAACUGUUGUACAUGAAACAUUUCCUGAACACACAUUCCUCAUGAAUGGUCUCAUUCAAGGUGUAAAGGGCCUGUUAUCUUUCCUGAGUGCCCCCCUCAUAGGUGCUCUGUCUGACGUGUGGGGGAGAAAGCCCUUUCUCAUUGGCACAGUCUUCUUCACCUGUUUCCCAAUCCCACUGAUGAGAAUCAGUCCAUGUUUUCCAGACUAUUUCCAGUUAAAUUCUAAAUUCUUUAAACAAAAUUACUUAAAUUCUUUUUCAUUUAAAAAAGUUGUGUGUUAUAAAUUUCGUUUUGCCUUUUUUAAAGUGUGGGGAGGAAGGCCACAGUUUUGUGCCACUGAGAGCCUGAAUGAGAGUGUGCUUUCCCUGCAGGUCUCUGCCACCUUUGCCGCCAGCCUGGUCAGUAGCCCAGCCAUUGGAGCAUACCUGUCUGCCAGCUAUGGAGACAGUCUUGUCGUGCUGGUGGCCACAGUGGUAGCUCUUUUGGACAUCUGCUUCAUCAUACUGGCUGUUCCAGAGUCUCUGCCAGAGAAAAUGAGACCAGUUUCCUGGGGAAGUCAGAUUUCAUGGAAACAAGCAGACCCUUUUGCGUCAUUGAAGAAAGUUGGAAAAGAUUCUACCGUUUUACUAAUCUGCAUCACCGUGUUUCUUUCAUACCUUCCUGAAGCGGGACAAUAUUCAAGUUUUUUUCUUUAUCUCAGGCAGGUCAUAGGUUUUGGGUCCGUGAAAAUUGCAGCAUUCAUUGCUAUGGUAGGAAUUCUGUCCAUUGUUGCUCAGACAGUCUUUCUUAGCAUCUUGAUGAGAUCAUUAGGAAAUAAGAACACUGUCCUCCUUGGUUUGGGCUUCCAGAUGUUCCAGUUAGCGUGGUAUGGUUUUGGAUCUCAGGCCUGGAUGAUGUGGGCAGCAGGGACCGUGGCUGCCAUGUCCAGCAUCACGUUUCCAGCAAUCAGUGCCCUGGUCUCACGGAAUGCAGAGUCCGAUCAACAAGGAGUUAGCCAGGGGAUAAUAACUGGAAUAAGAGGACUGUGCAAUGGUCUGGGGCCUGCAUUGUAUGGCUUCAUAUUCUACAUGUUCCACGUUGAACUGACUGAAAUGGAGUCAGAAUUGGAUCCUAACAAAGUUGCCAUGCAGGGAGCUGUCAUCCCCGGCCCACCAUUUUUAUUUGGGGCAUGUAUAGUUCUUAUGUCUUUUGUGGUUGCUUUAUUUAUCCCUGAAUACAGUAAAGCCAGUGGAAUUCACAAACAUAGCAGCAGUAGCAGCAGCAACAGCAGCAGCCUGACCAACACCCCAGAACGGGUCAUUGAUGAAGACAUUGAGCCGCUGCUGCAAGACAACAGCAUCUGGGAACUCUCUUCCUUUGAGGAGUCUGGGAAUCAGUGCACUGAACUAUAAACUUUGUAGAAAGGGUGAUUUUUCAAGAGCCAUAGAGGGAGUCACACUACACAGAGACUUCAUGGUGCUGGAGGAGAGAUACCAGCAUUCUUCAGGGCCAAGUUUGAUAA